Eurypyga helias (sunbittern) is the source of this 1023-nucleotide messenger RNA. It is a transcript of the gene VSTM5, whose product is annotated as V-set and transmembrane domain containing 5. Gene Ontology annotation, cellular component: axon; dendrite; plasma membrane. NCBI's taxonomy places the organism in Eukaryota, Metazoa, Chordata, Aves, Eurypygiformes, Eurypygidae. Gene Ontology annotation, biological process: filopodium assembly; positive regulation of excitatory synapse assembly. The transcript is spliced from 4 exons. Bases 1 to 1023 code for a protein of 340 amino acids. The record is from RefSeq and is a predicted model, not a curated record.
AUGGAGCCAGCCCCCCGCCUGGGAAUUGGGGUGGGCAGUGCCAGCUGUUUGCUUCGGACACGUCACGCCAUCUCCUUCAACAGCAAGGUGACAGGCGGGACACCCAAGGGUGGACGAGCUGUCCCCAGAGUUCGACAGCCCCGUUUUAGCGCUGUGCCCCCACCCUUUCAGAGCUCCUGCAUGGAGGCUCCCCAUGGAGCCCAUGGAGCCCUUUUCUUCCCGCUGCCCAGGAUGCCGCAGGCCCAGCUUCCAGCCUUGACUCGCAGCCAGGCGAAUGCUUCGGGGUGCAGGAGCGUGCCGGGGAGAGCAAACUCACCGGUACCCUCCGCUCCUCCGAGCGUGUUGGACUGGCCGGGAAGGGUCUGGUUUUGCAACCAGGAGAGCACGGAGGCCUGGCGCAGGGUGCCGCAGGCGGGUGUGAUGUUUGCUCUCCGGGCCCAUGCCGCUCGGGGUGGAUUAGACCGGUUUCGGGUGAUCCAGGCGGACUGCGCAUUAACACUAUUUUUGAAUGCUCCUGCAGUCUCGUUAGUCGUCCCACAACCCAACAUCAACGCAACCGUGGCACAAAACCUCCUGCUCUCAGUUGAAUACUCUUGCAGAGGCGUCGCCACCAUCGAGUGGAAGCAUGUGUCGAGCUGGGGCACCACCAAAAUUGUUGAGUGGAAAAGUGGGAAUUAUGUCAAUAUAUCCGCGGUCUACAAGGACAGAGUGACUACUUUUGACAAUGGCUCUAUACAGCUUCUGAACGUGGGCAUGAGAGAUGCCGGCUACUAUUUUGUCACUGUAACAGAGGAGUAUGGAAGCAACACCUACGGCACCAUCAUAGUCAACGUUUACGAGAUUAUCUAUGAAGAUUUACAUUUUGUGGCAGUUCUCCUUGCAUUUCUCACCGCAGUAUCUGCCGUUUUGAUCUGCUUCAUGUGGCUGUGUAAUAAAUCCCUGCAUCUGUUUCAGAAGAAGAGGGCACACAAAUUAACAGCAAGUGCAACUGAAGAGAUUGAAUUGGACACCAUUGAGUGUUAG